CCCCGGGCCCGGCAGCGGGACCCGCGCCCCGCGAUGGCUCGGCUGCCGCUGCGCGGCGCCGGGUGUCCGCUCUCCGCCCGCUGAGACGCGCCCGGCUGGUGACCGGCCGGGCCUUGGCGCUCCCCACCGCGCCCUUCCCCCUUCUGGGAGCUGCGCUGCUGUUUCCCGGGGGCGAGGGGACGCGGGCCGAGACAAAGCCCACUUUGUGCGGGGAGUUGGCCGCGGGCGUGGAAUGAGCGCUUCGGCGCGCGCCCCCUCCCCGCGCCCCGCCAGCUGCGAGUCUUGGCUCCCGGGCUCGUCGCGUUGAAGAAAUCGCGCCCCCUCGCCACCCUCAGGUCCGGGGGUCCCGGCUCCGAGCUGAUGCGGCCGGGAGUCGCCUCGGUACCCCCCGGAGCGCACGGUGCCGUGAGCGUGCGGUAUUUUGGAGAGGAAAUUGUUCUCUCCGAAACUAGGACUUGGGGCGCCCGGUCGGCCGGGGCAUCGGUGCCUUGACCCUCUGUGGCCGCCGGUCGGAGCUGUCUGGCCUCAGUUUCCCUCCGACUUUUCUCCUCUCCGCAAGCCCAGACUGCUGCCGUCAUUGUUCUCGCUGUCAAAUGGGGGAGCUUUGUGAAUGCUGCCAAUUUGGGGUGUGUUCUCUUUAUCCCGUUUCACAAAAAGAACAAAGCCUCUAAGGCUGACCCCGGACAACCACCUCUCUACCCCCUACUUCACGUUGAGGCACUGAUUUAUUUUUUUUUUCUUUAUCGAGUAGUAUUUUAUUGUACAGGAGCCACGCCCUGGUUUCUUAAAGGCGCUUCGUACUCUGGCCAUGUGUUCUCUCUGCAGCUGGUGUGUGGGAGGUCUCCUGUGAGCCACCUAUUUUUUCCUGCCUCCUGAUAUAUACUCCCACCCCACCCCCCACCCCCCGUCAAGGAUUCGGGGAUGCCAGGGGGGAAGAAGGUGGCCGGGGGUGGUAGCAGCGGUGCUGCCCCCACUGCCGCUGCCGCCCCCUCUGGUGUCAGACGUCUGGAGACAAGCGAAGGGGCCUCAGCCCAGAGAGACGAUGAGCCAGAAGAGGAAGGGGAAGAGGACCUGCGAGAUGGAGGCAUCCCCUUCUUUGUCAACCGGGGUGGGCUGCCUGUGGACGAAGCCACCUGGGAAAGGAUGUGGAAGCACGUGGCCAAGAUCCACCCCGAGGGAGAGAAAGUGGCCCAGCGGAUCCGUGGGGCCACAGACCUGCCCAAGAUUCCCAUACCGAGUGUGCCUACGUUCCAGCCGUCUACGCCUGUCCCUGAGCGCCUGGAAGCCGUGCAGCGCUACAUCAGGGAGCUGCACAGGUACAAUCACACAGGGACACAGUUCUUUGAAAUUAAGAAGAGCAGACCUCUGACAGGGCUGAUGGACCUGGCCAAGGAAAUGACCAAAGAGGCCCUGCCAAUCAAAUGCCUGGAAGCCGUGAUCCUGGGAAUUUACCUCACCAACAGCAUGCCCACCCUGGAGCGCUUCCCCAUCAGCUUCAAGACCUACUUCUCAGGGAACUACUUCCGCCACAUCGUGCUGGGGGUGAACUGCGGCGGCCGCUACGGGGCGCUGGGCAUGAGCCGGCGCGAGGACCUGAUGUACAAGCCGCCCGCCUUCCGCACGCUCAGCGAGCUCGUGCUCGACUACGAGGCCGCCUACGGCCGCUGCUGGCACGUGCUGAAGAAGGUGAAGCUGGGCCAGUGCGUGUCCCACGACCCGCACAGCGUGGAGCAGAUCGAGUGGAAGCACUCGGUGCUGGACGUGGAGAGGCUGGGCCGCGAGGACUUCCGCAAGGAGCUGGAGCGCCACGCCCGCGACAUGCGGCUCAAGAUUGGCAAAGGGACGGGCCCUCCCUCCCCCACCAAGGACCGGAAGAAGGACGUUUCCUCCCCACAGCGGGGCCAGUCCAGCCCCCACCGCAGGAACAGCCGCAGCGAAAGGCGGCCAUCGGGUGAGAAGAAGCCUUCUGAGCCCAAAGCCAUGCCAGACCUCAAUGGGUACCAGAUUCGCGUGUGAGGACUGUGGCAGUACCCCAGCCUCGCCACUUCUGGGGACCAGGAUCCAUCUGCCAGACCCAGCCUCGUUUGUGGGGAGGGAGGGGCUGGUGAUGGGGGGGCAGGGCAAGAGGCAGCAGGAAGAGCCUGUCUUCAGCUCAGCCACCCAAGCUGCUGCCCCUCCCCCUGGGCCAAGACUCCUAACUUUGGGCCAAGAAGCAGUUAGUAUUUUAUUUGGAGUUUUUAACCUGA
Molecule: messenger RNA, 2246 nt
Organism: Ailuropoda melanoleuca (giant panda)
Lineage: Eukaryota; Metazoa; Chordata; Mammalia; Carnivora; Ursidae
Gene: VASH1
Product: vasohibin 1
Exons: 7
Coding region: 922-2016 (364 amino acids)
Biological process (GO): regulation of angiogenesis
Cellular component (GO): cytoplasm
Source: RefSeq, a predicted model, not a curated record